GAGAAAGUGAGAACGCGUACCUUAACAAAAGUAGUAAAUUUAACAGUACAAAUAAUUUAACAAAUAAGUAAUAUUCAACAUGUCUUUAGUCAAGUGUUGCUUUGACGCGCCCGAAAUAUCGGACCUUGUGGACACCUUUAUACAGAAAUGUACAGAUCCUGGUUGCUGUUGUGGGUGUUGUAGUGCUUUUAGACCAAGAUAUAAGAGAUUAGUUGACAAUAUAUUUCCUGUGAACCCUCACGAUGGUUUGGUUAAAUCUAAUAUGGAAAAACUCACAUUUUACUCUCUUAGUUCGCCAGAAAAAUUGGAUAGGAUUGGAGAGUAUCUUUAUCAAAAAGCAGCUAGAGAUAUCUAUCGAAAGAAAUAUGGAUUUGUCAUUAUUGCAAUGGAAGCGAUGGAUCAGCUUCUAUUGGCCUGCCAUGCACCCACAUUGAAUUUGUUUGUAGAAAGUUUCUUGAAAAUGGUACAAAAGUUACUUGAGUCAACUGAACCAGAGCUACAAAUAUUAGCAACACAAUCGUUUGUUAAGUUUGCAAAUAUUGAAGAAGACACUCCAUCAUAUCAUAGGAGGUAUGAUUUCUUUGUGAGUAAAUUCUCAGCGAUGUGUCACAGUGGUGACGAGCCAGAGAUAAGGAAUAAAAUACGAACAGCUGGUAUAAAAGGUUUACAGGCAGUGGUUAGAAAAACUGUGUCUGAUGAUCUUGUGGAAAAUAUUUGGGAACCUGUGCAUAUGGACAAAAUUGUUCCUAGUUUAUUGUUUAAUAUGCAAGAUUCAGGAUUUCAUAUUAAGGAUCCAGGGACUACAGAUAUUACACCAGAAGACACUACCGAUCCUCCCAUGCUGGCUGAAACCUGCAUGAGGGAGUUGGUUGGAAGGGCUUCAUUUGGACAUAUUAGGGCUGUUUUGCAGCCUGUCUUAAGGCACUUUGACUUGCAUGAGCUAUGGGUACCAAAUCAGUUUGCAAUCCACACAUUCCGUAUCAUCAUGUUCUCUAUUCAGGCGCAAUAUUCUUAUACAGUGGUAGAAACACUAAUGGCUCAUUUGGACGAAAACGCAAAAUCCAGUCCAACCAUCAGAACAAAUAUUGCUGGUGUUUUAUCCAAGAUUAUUGCCAUUGCUGCUGGAGAAAGUGUCGGUCCUUCCGUUCUUGAAAUCAUCAAUUCCCUUCUGAGUCACUUAAGGGACUCCGUAAAAGUGGGCGCCAGUCAGACCGAAGAAAAGCAAUACCAAGAAGCAUUAAUAAACGCUUUGGGAGAGUUCGCCAAUCACCUUCCAGAUUACCAGAAAAUCGAAAUAAUGAUGUUCAUUAUGAGCAAAAUACCCUACCCCCUAGUAGACAACCAAACUCCGGCCGACAAUUUGCUGCAAAGCAUCUUGCUGAAGAGUUUGCUCAAAGUUGGUACCAAGUACCAAACCAUACAUUUGAACACAACAUUCCCGGUUUCCUUCUUGGAGCCGCUUCUAAGAAUGUCUUUGGCGCCGGAUCCGGACAUGAGACUGCUUGUACAGAAAAUAUUGCACACUCUUAUUGACAGACAUCACAAUUUAGAGAAGUUGAACAAACCUAUUGUUUAUGUUGCUGAUUUAGAACUUACUAUGGAAAAAUCCUCAAGGCCCGAUUUGAUCUUUAUUAAUAAACAUGGACCAACUAUUUACGACGCCUUGUACACAAGCUUGCAAAUAGAAAGCAAUACCACAGAAAAUAUUGAAGCUGUUUACACCACCUUAGCAUUACUUUGCGUUGAACUAGCAAGCGCGGAGACUGUUAUUGAUCUACUUCAAUUACUACUUGGAAUUCAAAGUCUAGCUUUGAACAGCACCUCCAUAACCUCAACCCAAAAAUUCAACCUCCACGCUCUAGUCAUAAGCCUGCUAGUGCUGAUCCCUACAGUGGUCAGCAUCGAACCUCUAUCCGAUUACGCGAACAGGAUCGUGAACAAGCGCAGGGCGGAAGCGCCGCAACUUCUGCCGGAAAUGAUGAUGCACUACCCCGCUUCCGCCGAGCCGGCGAGCAAGGUGCCGCACCUGCUGGUCGACCAGAUGGCGGUGUGCGAGUAUCUGAGGAGCGGCGGCAUCGAUCCGGCCAGGCUGGCGCAGACGUCGCCGUACGGGGCCGGCGGACCGGGUAAUUUGGCGAGCGCGCACAGGCACAGCUGGAUGGAGAACGGCGCCAGGGGCAGCAUCGUCGAGUUGACGUCCGCGCACGAGGUGGACAGUGCUGCCAGUUCCCCUGGUGUUCAGAGGAAACUACCAGAGGAGGAACUGACAUUUGAAAGCAUGAAGAAAGUUUUAUCAGAACCACCAGAAGUGAGAAAAGAAGCCGAAGCUGAAAGAAGAAAACAAAUCAGCCACACUUUUAGAACGGCAACGUUCUCGGAAUUAGUGCGUAGAACGCAACCUAAGCAUGAGGUUCUACAGAACAAACUUAACGAAAUAUUUAAGUCUUUGAGCGUGACUGAACAACGCGCUUCAGAAGAAAAAUUGUCAGAGAAACCUACGUAUGAGCAAAACUUCCCAGAAUUGUUCUUUUACUAAUUUAUUAUUAAGGUUAAGGUGUAAGUUUCCAAUUUUAUGUUUUUUUAACCCCAAAGUGUUGGUUGUUUCAAGGUGUAUAAAGUAUUUAUUUUUUGCGUACUGUGUUAUCUAUUUUUCUAGACAAAUUUUAUUGUAUUAUGACAUUCUGUUAUGUCCUAAAGUAAACUUUAUCCCAGUUGAAGCCUUGUUUUAU
Brassicogethes aeneus is the source of this 2729-nucleotide messenger RNA. The record is from the annotation of a GenBank genome assembly. NCBI's taxonomy places the organism in Eukaryota, Metazoa, Arthropoda, Insecta, Coleoptera, Nitidulidae.